AUGUCCAAACUUGACAGUUACCAUGUCAUGAUAGUCUCAAAGUAUUUCACAACAAUAGAAGACCUUGUCAACAUUGAAUUUGUAUGCAAGAAAUACAAAGGCAACAUAGAGAAGUUUCAUUUCAACCCAAUUCCAUUGAAUCACAAAACUAUCAAAUACUUUACAAACAUCGAGACACUUCACUUGUGGAAUUUGGAGGAUGAAAACUUUGGUAAUGAUUUUUAUGUUAAUAUUGAAAACUCUGAAACAACAGAAAAUAUCAACAAAAACAAAAUAGAUGAAAUAAAAAUCAAUUUUUAUAGAAUUGUUGUGUGGUUCAAUGUUGAUUAUACAACAGUUGACAUAAACAGUAAUAAAAACAUCGAAUUUAAGAAUGUUACUUAUACCAAUAAUGAUAGAAAUAAAUAUGGUAAUAAUUUACCACCAAAUGUGACAUCACUUGGUAAAUGGUGUUUUUAUAACUGUACAAAUUUAAGCAGUGUUGUGAUACCAUUGAGUGUCACAUCACUUGGUAAUGAAUGUUUUAAUGGAUGCAACAGUUUGAGUAAUGUGGUUAUACCAUCAAAAGUUAUAUCACUUGGUAUUGAAUGUUUUAUUUACUGCGGCAGUCUAGUCAACGUUACAAUAUCACCAAGUGUGAAAUCAAUUGGUGAUUUGUGUUUUAAUAGAUGUUGUAGGCUAGGAAGUGUGUUAAUACCAUCAAGUGUAACAUCAAUCGGUAACUCCUGUUUUAGUGAAUGUGAUCAUCUUACCAGUGUAGUUAUACCACAUUUUAUAAACGUUAUUAUUGGAAAUAGAUGCUUGUUUGGGUAUGAAACAUUGAGCAGUGUAGCAAUACCAACAAGUGUAAUUAUGAUCAACAAUAAAAAGUUAAACAACGAAUAUAAGUGUACUGAGUUUGAUAUACCAUCCCGUUUUACUUCAAUAAGUGACAACUGUUUUUAUGGAUGUGAUACUCUGAACAAAGUGACAAUACCAUCAAGUAUUAAAUCAAUGGGUAAGAGAUGUUUUUGGGAAUGUGGUAGUUUAAGCAGUGUAAUAAUACCACCAAGUGUUUUAUCAAUUGGUAAAGCCUGUUUUUGUCGAUGUUGCUUUUUGAAAAAUGUAGUUAUACUAUCGAGUGUUACAUCAAUACCAUAUUCAUGUUUUACUUCUUGUGAACGUCUGAGUAAUAUAGUAAUACCAUCAAGUGUAAAAUCAAUUGGAGAUUAUUCUUUUUGUGGAUGUAGCAGUCUUAUCAAUGUGACAAUACCGUCAAGUGUGACAUCACUUGGUAAGUGGUGUUUCGCUAGUUGUACGAAUUUGACCAGUGCAGAUAUACCAUCAACCGUGACAUCAUUUGGUAUGAAUUUUGUCUCUAUCCCAAGUGUCAAUGGCAACAUCAUCAAACAACAAGACUUCUUCUGCGACCUUCCAAUGGUUCUUGUCAAAAGAUCAACUUGCACAGCAAUACCACAAGCAACAACUUCGUCUGGGUUGAUGAUUUUGUUUGAAUAG
Entamoeba invadens IP1 is the source of this 1497-nucleotide messenger RNA. RefSeq lists its product as hypothetical. Lineage: Eukaryota; Evosea; Mastigamoebida; Endamoebidae. The record is from RefSeq and is a predicted model, not a curated record. The transcript has 2 exons. Bases 1 to 1497 code for a protein of 498 amino acids.